AUGACUCCCCGAACCAGUGCUCAGCACAAAGUUCGGAAGGCGAUGAGGGCAUUACGCGUAUUAUCAGAUCAAACAGCUGUUCAUCGAAAAAAAUUUGAGUUCGUCCUAAAUCAGCUUGAUAAAUUUGCAAAUUGGUACGAUGAACAGCCUGAAAAUGAUGUGAUAGCAAGAGAAGAAAUGAGAUCCAUAAAGAAAAUGAUUGGAUGCUUUAGUGAUUUUAAAAAUUUACUUGCUCUUUAUAUAAUUCAAACUUGGACAGUCCCUACGCUAGAAAAUCCAGCAAAUUUCGUUUACGAACAAAUAAAAACGCUUAUUAAUACGCUUCGUGAUGCAAUUGAUCCAUUAAAUCACGAAAUUUCGUUAAAUUUUGAUCCCGAAAGCUCAGAACUUCAAUUAUAUCAUGUAUAUGAUUUGCGUGCAAUCUGUGCAUCAUUUGCUGCAUUUCUUCAAUCCGAAACAGAAGAUACAGAUCUAAUUAAUCAAAUCCAAAACAGAUUUACAGAUAUUACGGAAUCUUUAGCACUUUUAGAUCAUACAAAGGAUGAAGGCAGCCGUAUGUUUUCUCCCAUCCCUAUAAAUUACCAACAAUGGCGAGUUUUUAUUGAUGAUUUCGAAAUUGAAGAAGAAAUUGGUCAUGGACUCUCAGCAGUUGUCUACAAAGGUACUUAUAAGAAAACAGGCGAGAAAGUCGCUCUCAAACGCUUUAAAUUUGUAAAUUUGAAUGGAUCAAAUUUACAAUUAUUCCAAAGAGAGGUUGCAGUCCUUGCUGUCUUAAAUAAAAUAUCCCAUCCAUGUCUAAUACGAUUUAUAGGUGCUACAGACGUGCCUCCUUACACGAUUAUCACCGAAUUCAUGCCAAAUAAAUCUUUAUUUGAUGAUUGCAGGAAAAAUCACAAAAUGUCGGCCACACAAUACACCAUUGCAGCCUACGACAUUGCCAGAGGCAUGCAGUACCUCCACGCAUGCCAAAUUGUUCACAGAGACCUGAAAUCUUUGAACAUUUUACUAGAUAACAACUACAAGAUCAGAAUUUGCGAUUUCGGAUUCGCAAAAUCGUUUAACGAUGACGAUACAUUCAAAGCACAAACCGUCGGAACAACACAAUGGAUGGCUCCGGAAAUUUUAGUUUCAUCUCACAAAUUUACGUCGAAAAUCGAUGUCUACGCGUACGGAAUUCUUCUUGUUGAGCUCCUGACCAAGAAAAGACCGUAUCCAGGCAUGGACGACAAGAAAGAAUUGGCUCAUAAAAUUGUCGAAGAAGGAUUGCGGCCAAAACUGAAAAAGAACACUCCACCGCUCCUAAAAGACCUAAUCACGCAAUGCUGGGACGCCAAUCCUGACGUAAGACCAACUUUUGACGAAAUUGUCCAAAGAUUUGAGAACUUAGAAAUAUAUUUUCCAGGAACAGACAUACAGGCCGUGAAGUCCUACAUCAUGGAGAACAGGACAGUCGCGGAAAAACUGUACGCAGAAUGGAAUUCCGCAAUGAAAAACGUAAAGUUCAAUCAUCUCCCUCUUGAACAGCUAGCCAUGCAAUUCUACAACAAAACAUUACCCCCUGAACUGGUUGGUGAUCUCUGGGCGAUCCUUUUUGAAACAGGAAUCCAACAUGACCAGAAAUAUAUUAUAAAAUUGCUAAAAUUCUUUGCAGGAACAUCAAAACUCAAAGAGUCAGCUGCAUAUUUGCGUAAUUUACCAACAAAUUCUGUUCCUGAAGAAGUUUUAAUUCCAUACAUCGAAGAAAUCCCAACAGGAUCACUUGAUUCAGAUACAAAUAUUAUUAUUGCUGCUUGUAAGAACGGAUUAGCUAGUAUGGCUGUUAUUUAUUCGAAUUCUGACCAAAAUUUAUUAUUAUCUCUCGAAGUUUUGGCAAGUACUAAGUAUAAUCCGAAGCUAGCCAUUGCAAUAGCCGAUAAAUGUGUCAAAGCGCUCUCAUCUGAUAACAAAUCCCUCAAAAUUGCGGCAAUAAGAUGGUUAUUAGGACUAAAAUCUGCAAAAAGGUUAUCAGAUGAGAUAAUACUUGAUCUUAUUAAGUCAGACGAUGAAUCACAGCGAAUGCUUGGCUAUUUGGCCGCAUCUGAAAGUCCGAGAAAAAUUGUUUUGCCAGAACUCCUCAAAAAGAUACCAGAUAAAGAUGCAGAGUUUGCUUGCUUGGCUGCAUGCUAUAAUUCUGACUUAGCUCUUGAAAUUUUGAAUCAAGUUCCAUUUAUCGACGAUUUACAGUUCUGUGCUAAAAUUUUGGCCAUUUCUUAUCAGUUUAUGAGCGUUAGAAAGCUCGCAAUGAACCUUGCAAUUGAUCCAAAGUUCAAAGAGUCUUCACAAGAUACUUUUGAUCUUUUAUCAAAGGUUUUUCAUAUUAAAAAAUAG
Trichomonas vaginalis G3 is the source of this 2367-nucleotide messenger RNA. Its product is annotated as protein kinase protein. Lineage: Eukaryota; Parabasalia; Trichomonadida; Trichomonadidae. The record is from RefSeq and is a predicted model, not a curated record. Gene Ontology annotation, molecular function: ATP binding; protein kinase activity. Bases 1 to 2367 code for a protein of 788 amino acids. The transcript has a single exon. Gene Ontology annotation, cellular component: cytoplasm. Gene Ontology annotation, biological process: protein phosphorylation; signal transduction.